Messenger RNA from Salvelinus fontinalis (brook trout), 4476 nucleotides. Its product is annotated as potassium voltage-gated channel subfamily H member 2-like. Gene Ontology annotation, molecular function: inward rectifier potassium channel activity. Gene Ontology annotation, cellular component: membrane. The transcript has 11 exons. NCBI's taxonomy places the organism in Eukaryota, Metazoa, Chordata, Actinopteri, Salmoniformes, Salmonidae. The record is from RefSeq and is a predicted model, not a curated record. Bases 563 to 3286 code for a protein of 907 amino acids. Gene Ontology annotation, biological process: regulation of heart rate by cardiac conduction; potassium ion transmembrane transport; regulation of ventricular cardiac muscle cell membrane repolarization.
AAGGGCGUGUGGCACCUCACAGAUACAGCGAAGCAACUAAAAAGUAGAGCGAAGACUCUACUCCGAGAGUGAGAGAAAGAGAGAGCGAGGGAGAGAGAGAAAGAAAGAAAGAAAGAGGGAGAGCUCUCUGUCUCUGGACAUGACAUAAUUGAUACUCAUACUGAACAAGGGAGAAUAGGAGGCGGUGGAGUGAAAAGAGAAUGGGAAAAGACCAUGAAGAUGAAGUGACAACAAUUCUCAUCAGGUGGAACCGCACCGGAGCACCUCUUCUCCUGGGGACGCAUCAGAUCAUUAAGACAAGGAACAUUAGCAGGAGAAAAAAAGGGUUGAUGACAGGACAAAUAACACAGAUGGACCAUUCACUUUGUUUAUCUCUCUUUGGACUCAGUUUGACGGAACCCUAAACAGCCCUGUGUGGAUUCACAGCACAGAGAAGCACAUAACCUGUGAGUGUGAGCUCUCUCAGGGGAGGGCACAGGGUUGUGAGAUUGGGGAGAUGAGUCUGGGAGGAUAACAAGCAGCUGUGUGGAGGAAAGAGCGGGCAGAGGAGGGCAGAUCCACCAUGUCCCUAAGUGGAAUGGGCAGUAUAUCCCAGGAUGGCGUGCCAGUGGCCAGCAACGAGCGCCGGAACACACGAGUGAAGAGGGCUGUCCGCAUCUCCAGCAUCGUUGCUCAGGAGGUCCUCUCACUAGGUGCAGAUGUCCUACCAGAGUACAAGCUCCAGACCCCUCGCAUCCAUAAAUGGACCAUCCUGCACUACAGCCCCUUCAAGGCGGUGUGGGACUGGGUCAUCCUGCUCCUGGUCAUCUACACUGCCAUCUUCACCCCCUACUCUGCGGCCUUUCUACUUAGUGACCAGGAGGGGGCGGCCAUGCAGACCUGUGGUUACUCCUGCUCUCCGCUCAACGUGGUGGACCUCAUCGUGGACAUCAUGUUCAUUGUUGAUAUCAUCAUCAACUUCAGGACGACGUACGUCAACAACAAUGACGAGGUGGUCAGCCAGUCACAGCGGAUCGCUGUGCACUACUUCAAAGGCUGGUUCCUUAUAGACAUGGUGGCGGCUAUCCCCUUUGACCUGCUCAUAUACCGCUCAGGAGAAGAGACAACAACCCUGAUUGGUCUGUUGAAGACUGCUCGGCUGCUGCGAUUGGUGCGCGUAGCUCGGAAGCUGGACCGAUACUCUGAAUACGGAGCGGCCGUCCUAUUCCUCCUCAUGUGUACCUUUGCCCUCAUAGCUCAUUGGCUGGCCUGUAUUUGGUACGCCAUUGGUAAUGUGGAGCGUGCAGGAGCAGCCCGGAUUGGCUGGCUGGACUCUCUGGGUGACCAGCUCGGAAAACCCUACAAUCAGACUAUACCAGGGUCAGGUCCCUCCAUAAGGGACAAGUAUGUGACAGCGCUCUACUUUACCUUCAGUAGCCUGACCAGCGUGGGCUUUGGAAACAUCUCACCCAACACCAACUCUGAGAAGAUCUUCUCUAUCUGCGUCAUGCUCAUCGGCUCUCUGAUGUAUGCUAGCAUAUUUGGUAAUGUGUCAGCCAUCAUCCAGCGGCUCUACUCCGGCACAGCUCGCUACCACACCCAGAUGCUGCGGGUUCGAGAAUUCAUCCGGUUCCACCAGAUCCCCAACCCACUGAGGCAGCGGCUGGAAGAGUACUUCCAACAUGCCUGGUCCUACACUAAUGGCAUUGAUAUGAAUGCUGUGCUGAAGGGCUUCCCAGAGUGCUUGCAGGCUGAUAUCUGCCUGCACCUCAACCGCACCCUGCUGCAGAACUGUAAGGCCUUCAAGGGCUCCACUAAGGGCUGCCUGCGGGCCCUGGCCAUGAGGUUUAAGACCACCCAUGCCCCGCCAGGCGACACCCUGGUUCACGCCGGUGACAUCAUCUCAGCUCUUUACUUCAUCUCCCGUGGCUCCAUAGAGAUCCUGAGAGGGGAUGUGGUAGUGGCCAUCCUGGGUAAGAAUGACAUCUUCGGAGAGCCCAUUAACAUGUAUGCCCGUCCAGGGAAGUCCAAUGCCGACGUGAGGGCUCUGACCUACUGUGACCUCCAUAAGAUCCACAGAGAGGACAUGCUGGAGGUGCUGGACAUGUAUCCCGAGUUCUCUGACUACUUCUGGGGGAACCUGGAGAUCACCUUCAACCUCCGGGAUACUGCCACGGUUGCUGGCUCAAUGAGCAGUAAGGACUCUGACCAUGGUGGAGUCAACCAUCGCAUUCCCAGACAAAACCUGUCUCUCAGCUUGGACAGAGAUGCAGGGGAGACCAAUCUAUCCCAGAGACCUGUCCGCAGUGCCAGAGGCCAGAGCUCCAGAGACGAGGGAGAUGGGCAGAACACAGAGUUUGAGGGGCUGAGGAACUCAGUUUAUUCUUCUUCCCACUCCAGCGGAGAUGAGGAGUCAGUGUUAACCAGCCCUGUACAUCCAACUUCAUUAAUGCGGACGCCCUAUAGUGAAACCACCAUCCUCAACAUCAGCAGUGCUUCAGAAGAUGAGAUGAACCAGAAAACUGGCAACACCUGCAACGCUCUCUCAGGGGCUAUCUCAGGUGUCUCCAACAUCUUCAGUUUCUGGGGGGAGAGCCGCGAGCAGCAGCACUAUCAGGAUGUACCCUGCCACAGCCUGCCCUCCCCUCCCCUUCAUCCUCCCACUCACAACGUUGCCCUGAGCAGCAACAACCGACGGCAGGGGAGCGAGCUAGAGAACAGGCUGGACCUGCUGCAGAGACAGCUCUACAGAUUGGAGUCACGGAUGUCAACAGACAUCGGGGCCAUCAUGCAGCUGCUUCAGAGACAGAUGGUGCUGGUGCCCCCGGCCUACAGCACAGUGUCCUCCUACCCUGAACCGUCUGUCACCCCCACCCUCACCCCCAAGCCUGCAGAAAGGCUGGUGCAGCCUGCCUCACCACUGGACACAGAGAUCCUAGCCUCCUUCUCACAGUUCUUGGUCGACACAGACUUUGACGACAGCCCUUCCAAGUCCUGUGAGUCUCUGCACAGCAUGGAGCCAACCCCAGUCCUGGAGACACUCCCCCAGACUCAGCAUCUUCGCAUUAGCAUCCAGCCAGAGCAUCAACCCCUGGGCUUGUCCAGCCAUCCAGAUACUGUGCCCUUAAGCCUGGUCAAACAUGGGAACUUCUCAGAGUCAGUGCCGGGGUCAGGGCCAGGAUUGGCCCAGUCAGAGCCCUCAUAUGGCCGGCGGCGGCGGCUCUCCCUGCCUGGGAAACACACAGCUCUGGACCUGGAGAGCCCCUGGACAACUGCACACAGAUACAGCUCUGACCCUGGGAGUUAGGGGCCAUCCAUGGCACUGUAUGUGUAACACUAACAGUCUCCCUGUUUAUGGACAUGGAGUCAGAAGAGUAUGUAGUCAAACAGAAACAUAUCCAAACUGCUUCCCUCUCUGCUCCUGAAAUGCAAUAUCCUGGGCUUCGGAUAAGAAGAGUUUUUGGUCAUUAUGGUCCUCAAAGCAUAUCUUUUCACAAAUGUAUACUACCAUUUGCAGUAUUGUAUAUGGAAACCUAUUUGUUGUUGUUAGUCAAUAUCUGUCUCUAUAUGUCCUUGUUGUCUCCAUGUAGGGGUCAGCUGGAGUGUUAGCCGGGCUAACAUUACUUUCUGUUUUGUCUUGUGUAGUUGUGAUGGGAGAGAUGGGAGAGAUGUUGCUAAGUUUCACUGGUCUACUGAUGAAGCUGUACCGGCUGUCCGUCUCAAUGGCUAAAAGCCAUGAAUUCUGGGAUCCAUGUCAAGUCCUUGAAUUACUGAACUAUAUUAGCACGCAAUAUGCAAACUGUACAAUUUUUCUGUUCUCUUAUCAUGGUGUUAAUGAUGUGGUUUCUUCUCUCCUUUGUCCUUGAGUUAGCCUAAAUGUUAAAUGAGAUGGCGGGGGCGCUGAAUGAUGACACAAUUUCCAAUCCCAGGCCAGCAGAGGAUUACAGAAUGAUGAUAUAAUCUACUGAAUGAAGUAUCUAUCAGAACACAUUAAUAUUCCAUGAUGCAGGCUGGCCAACUGGGACCAUUCACCUCCCUUCUCUCUCUGACUCCAGAAGACAGACUACUCAGUUACUGUAAAAAGCAAAGACAAGUGUAAUGCCACUGCUAAAAUGCCACUGUUUACACAUUUAAGGGCAGGACCUGCAUGUGUUACAACCUAAACUAAAAUAUUCUGUCUCUUGUUUUAUGAAAGAUUUAGAUUGAAUGAUUUAUUGAAAAUGCAUUUGUAUAUAUUUAAAGAAUCUAUUGUUAUGGUUUAUUGAUUCAUUGUCAGUCUAAGUAGUACCCUUACUUAUCCUAUUGUUAUAGGUGUGUUACUGUCCAGUUCUGGGAAAUAGAUUACUGCAAGGAAAGUAGCUUGUGAUGUAGGGAUAUAAUGUAAAUAUCAGAUACAGUUAUUGCUGGUUGCAGAUUUUGGCCAGGGUACAGUAUUUAUUGAAUCAAUUGAAUAGAGUUACCGUGUAGUUUGAUUUAACUUUGAUAAUGAAAAUUUUA